Saccostrea cuccullata (small rock oyster) is the source of this 698-nucleotide messenger RNA. RefSeq lists its product as uncharacterized. The transcript has 5 exons. Bases 264 to 668 code for a protein of 134 amino acids. Lineage: Eukaryota; Metazoa; Mollusca; Bivalvia; Ostreida; Ostreidae. The record is from RefSeq and is a predicted model, not a curated record.
AUGGUACCACAGUUUGCUGCGCUGGUUAUGUUUGGAAGAAGGCUGUAGGCAAUUGUACCCCCUGUACUUUGGGCUUUCACGGACCAGAUUGUAAUGAUCUAUGUCCGUACCCAUCUUUUGGAAAAGACUGCCAGUUCUCGUGUAGAUGCAGUAAAUCAAAUUGUGACCAUGCUUUGGGCUGUAGGAAAAAUCCUCAAGAUUGUGACGUCGGGUAUUAUGGAUACUUUUGCAAGGAAAGUUGCAGAUAUCCUAAUUUUGGAUAUAUGUGUCAAGAACACUGUAAUUGUGAGCAGGAUAUGUGUCAUUUUGAAAAAGGAUGUAAACAUAAUUUAACCAGAUCAGUCAUUGCAGAUACUGGGUAUCUUUCACGUCCAUCCGAGAGUUCCUCAGUUCUCAUCAUCGUUGAUAAAUCCUUGGGAAUCAAAACAAUUCCUGUAUUAUUUACGAUAAGUGAAAAAGGUUCGGAAGUAUAUACCAACCGUAACAUCGUAAAACAAGAUUUAAAAGGAAAUCUCUUGAGCUUGUCAUCGACAGGAACCAUUUCUCCAAUGGCUGCAGGUAUCAUUGGUUUUGCUGUGGUCGCCGUUUUAUUAUUAUUUAUCUAUGCUGGUACAUUUUUUCUUGAAGAAAGUGGUCAUGGUAGAAAUACAGGAGCAAUGGAAAUUUGAAAUACGAACAGAUAAAUUAUUUAACUUGAA